AUGCCGAGCAACGGCAGUCAAUCCUCGUCGGCGGCAUUCCCGUCGAUUUCCUCGCCGUCCUCCGCAACCGCCGCCGCGGCAGCCGGCAUCCUCCAUUCCUCCUCCUUCAGAGUCCCGUCCUCUUCCUCAUCGAUGUUCUCAACUCCAUUCGUCCUCACCUUCUCCCUCCUCCUCUCCCUCCCGAUCCUCUUCCUCCUCGCCCCGCGAAUCCUCCCCCCGCGGCUCUCCUCCGUCCCAAUCUCCCCCUCCGACGAGCUCGAAGACCUCUCGCUCUUCCGCCGCGCGUCCGCCACUCCCACCACCCGCCUGCCUUCCUCCUUCUCCCACCUCGCCGCUUCCAAGCCCAAGCUCAAGAUCGCGUUCCUCUUCCUGACCAACUCCGAUCUGCAAUUCGCGCCGCUCUGGGAGAAGUUCUUCCGCCCUCCCUCGGCCAAAUCGCUCUACAACAUCUACGUCCACGCCGAUCCGACCGUCAACGUCACCAGCCCCGGCGGAGUCUUUGAAGGCAAGUUCAUCGAGCACGCCAAGCGGACCUACCGCGCGUCGCCGACGCUGAUCUCCGCCACGCGCCGGCUGCUCGCCACCGCCAUCCUCGACGACCCCGCCAACGCCUUCUUCGCCGUGAUUUCGCAGCAUUGCAUCCCGCUGCACUCGUUCAAGUUCGUCUACCACUCCCUGCUCAAGUCCAGAUCCUUCGAUUUCUCCUCCGGGGAUCCCGAUGCUUCCACUCAGUACGGGAUUCGGCUCCAGUACAAGAGCUUCAUUGAGGUGAUCUCCGACGAGCCUCGGCUCUGGAAGAGGUAUGUUGCUCGCGGGAGGUACGCGAUGAUGCCGGAGGUUCCCUUUGAGGAUUUUAGGGUUGGAUCUCAGUUCUUCGUGUUGACCCGACGCCACGCGCUGAUGGUGAUUAAGGAUCGCCGGCUGUGGAAGAAAUUCAGGAUGCCGUGUUAUAGAGAGGAUGAGUGUUACCCUGAGGAGCAUUACUUUCCGACCUUGUUGUCAAUGCAGGAUCCCAAGGGGUGUACUCAGUACACUCUGACGAAGGUUAAUUGGACGGGGACGGUCAAUGGCCAUCCUUAUACUUACAAGAAGAGCGAAAUCUCCCCGGAGUUGAUUCAGGGUUUGAGGGAAUCAAAGUACUCGAGCUCGUACUUGUUUGCUAGGAAAUUCGCCCCGGAUUGCUUGGCGCCAUUGUUGAAGAUUGCUGACAAGGUCAUUUUCCGGGAUUAA
Molecule: messenger RNA, 1230 nt
Organism: Linum tenue
Lineage: Eukaryota; Viridiplantae; Streptophyta; Magnoliopsida; Malpighiales; Linaceae
Source: the annotation of a GenBank genome assembly